CAAGAAUGAAGAGAAAUAGUUGGCGAGGCAGACAAAAUCAUGUACGGAGCCAUCGCAGGCAAACCUACAAUCCUCAGCCAUACAGGGUGCGCCAUCACUGGAGCUAUACAGAAAGGCAAGUCUAUGAAAGGGAAGAACUGCAAGACUCGCAGAACCCAGGUACAAGUCAAACUGAAUCCCCCUCUACAUCUUCCAACAUGUACCAGAACUCUCCAGUGCCUGAAUUACCAGGAUUUUACUAUGAUCCUGAAAAGAACCGUUAUUUCCGCUUACUUCCUGGGCAUAACAACUGCAACCCUCUCACUAAGGAGAGUAUUCAGCACAGAGAGAUGGAGUGUCAAAGGCUGAGACUCCUAGAAGAGGAGGAGAAAUGUAUAAAGAAAAUAUCCAGACCUGGGCUGAACUCUUCAAUCAUCUUACGCAAGAGGCAGUUAGGUUUAUUCAGCUCUGUAACCUAUUGCAGGCUGAACCAUGAAUUAAAGGUGAAUUGCAUGCAUCGAAGGAAAUUAGAAAUUGAGAGCCCAGAUUCCACAGUUUCUGGAAGCAACAAUUUUAAACUGAUAGCGGCAGACUCCACCUAUGAGAGAAUAUUCACAGUGAAUGAUGUAGAGCAUGGAGGCUGUAAAUACGGUAUUGUCAACCUCAGUGGUUUGGGGAAGGAUUCUCUUACUGUGGAGAUGUAUGACAACCUCUAUUUCACAAACCGCAAGGUGAAUUCUGUAUGUUGGGCUUCACUAAGUCAUCCGGAUUCCCAUGUUUUGCUGUGUCUCAUGGGCGUUGCAGAAACUCUAGGCUGUGCCAGCCUGCUCCCAGCAUCCUUGUUCAGCAACUCUAAUACAGGAGACCAACCUGGAAUGUUGUGCAGCUUCAAGAUCUCCACAGCCUGGUCCUGUGCCUGGUGCCUGAAUCCUCAAGCUGAUAAUUGCUUUAGCACAGGUUUAAGUCGACGAGUCCUUGUGACAAAUGCAGUGACUGGUCAUCGUCAAACGUUUGGUACCAGCAGUGAUGUCCUAGCACAGCAAUUUGCCACCCAGACUCCAGUGCUGUAUAAUGGCUGCCGUUCAGGGGAGGUUUUCAGCAUUGAUGUCCGUCAGCGCAGCCAUAAAGGUCAAGGAUGGAAAGCUAUUCGUCUCUUUCAUGAUUCAGCAGUCACAUCUAUUAACCUUUUGAAGACUGAGCAGUACCUCAUGGUUGCAGACAUGGCAGGCCAGAUAAAACUGUGGGACCUGAGAAAAUUAAAAUGUGUGAAAGAAUAUAGAGGUCAUCACAAUGAACAUACCAUUCUCCCUUUGCACAUCAGUGAGGAAGAAGGGCUUCUUACAGCAGUGGGUCAGGACUGUUACACAAGGAUUUGGAGUCUCCAAGAUGCUCAUUUGCUACGGACUAUCCCUUCUCCACAUCCAUCUUCCACAGACACCAUCCCAAGUGUGGUGUUCUCAUCACGGCUUGGCGGCACCCGAGGAGUUCCUGGUCUGCUUAUGGCAGUCAGACAAGAUCUCUAUUAUUUCUCCUAUAAGACAGAUGAUCCAUAUUGCCUGCAUACCAAAGACAUGGACCAUUCUGCCAUCCUUAGUGUUUGACAACAAAAAUAUUAGUGUCCUUCAACUAUUAUUGGAUUGAUAUGGACUGUGGUUCUAAACCUUAAUAAUUUUGGGGAAGCUUUCCUUUUCCUUUUUUUCCUAGGAAUUAUAAAUCAAGUCAAAACUGAUUAUGGAGAGCAUUGAUUUCUUUUUGCUCUAUCCAAGUACAGAUAUUUAAUUUUUUUUUAAUGUAUAUUGUCAGUUCCAGUUGUUAAAGUUCAUAGGAGAACAUUUCCAGUAUUUUUAUGUCCUCCGAUAUGCUUUCUACAGCUGCCAUGUUGCUGUUUGAAUUGCUCACAGGGAGAACUUAAAGGAUUUGCCUAACAACAACAUCCAUCCAUGUAGUAGGAGAGACUUAUACCAUUGAAGGAGGAAAACAACUCGGAGGAAUAUUGUCUUCAUGCAGAAUAGUUACCAUGAAUGUGGUGACUAAGGAAAUCCCCCUGGUUGUACCAUUUUUGUGCCUGGACUGAACAUACUCAGUUACUCUUACAAUGUGUGCUAAUUUCUUAAUAUGCAAGAUUUGACUUGCUUGCAGAAUUUGUUAGGAAUGCUUAUAAAUGGUAACAGGCCAUAUUGCAGAAACUCAGAAGUGUCCCAAGAACUAAAGCUAUCCACACACAAAAAAGUAAGGGGAAAGAGAUACUGAAUAUAAUUGCUUUCAUAAUAUACUUUUUUUCUAAAUGUAUUUAUUUAGCCUUUAAUGGAGACGAAGGGAAGGCUUGCAAAUUUUGCUUAACUUCAGAGUUCAGCAUAUGAUUUUCUGCUUUCUAAAGAAGAGCUACAUGGAUUUGAUUUAAUUUUGAAUAUCCUUUAGCAAUUCUUUUAUUAUUGAAAUCCAGCACAACCUUUUUUUGUUUGUUUAAACUCACUUUCAUUAAAAAAAACAACACUUAGGACACGGGUCCUGAAUUAUCAUCACUGCGAUAUGAAACACAGAAAUAGUGUUCCUUUUUAAAAAAAAUUAUGGUGGAGAGGGUUUGAAGCCACAGUUUCCUUCCAACACAAUAGCAAAUACUCUGCAAAAAGAUAGCAAAAUAUGAUAAAGCCUGCAAAUAAAGGAACAUGGCUUUUUGGGCAGAGGGAGACAUUUUAAGGAUUAUUUUGAGCCAUUGGAGCUUACUCAGAACCAAGUUUUGACAUAUCAAUGCUUAAUCCAAGAUGGUAGCUUGCAGUUCUAAAACUAGUAAAGAGGAAACUAACUGGCAGCAGGUAAACACAUGUUGCUGUCAUUACCAGAUUAGAAAUGCUAUACCCAGUAAAAAAGUUGUAGAACGUUUUAAUGUCCCAGUGACCAUUUCAGAAAUUUCAACAAAGCACACUCUACUUAUUGUGUAAUCACAAUAUCCCGUGGAGGCCAAGUCACCACUCUUGUGGAACAUUAACUCAAUGAGGAUGUUCAAAGCCAUGUUGCCCAUGAGGACACCUCCAUGUCAAAUUUAUCUUUAAGCCAUAAAAGUCUCAAAACCAUAACCUGUUCCAAGUACUCUUUAAAACAGAUUGUGUCUAGAGCAGUUUUCCCCAUCUUCUAACUUAUCUUUUCAAUAUUGAUCACCUUUCUAGUUUCUGAAAAUGAUGCUCAGAACUUCUCUCCACUCUCUUCAGGUAUGUCACCACUAGCUUUGUUUCUGGUAUACCCGUUAUUUCAGGGAAACUUCUUACCAUUAGUCAUCUCUGUGGAUUAAGAUAGAUUUGAUGUGAUUUUCUUGCAAUAGCCACAUUACCUUGGACAAUUUACAAUUCCUCCUUCUGGACAUUUCUCUCAUGGCUAGAACAAUGCCUUUGGAAGAAUUAUUAUUUGCUUUGCAUGCAACUGGACAGACCUUUAAUAUCUUUUAAGCAGUUGUUAUAAAAAUUUAGAUCCUGUAAGUAAAGGUGAUGUGUUCACAGGUGCAUCAGAUUUUAAUAAAAUGAAUAUGGUCUUAAAAUGGGGUACAUGAAAAGAAUGGAAAGUCUGCCAUGUUUGGAAUUAGUAGAUAAAAAGUGGGCAGCAAUAUUGUCUGACUUUCUAAAUAGCUCUUUUUGAAAUUUAAAAAUUCUAACUUUUUGGUAUCUCGUAGCCGUUAAGAUUUAGCAAAUAUAUGGGACAGAUGAUGGAUUAUGUUUUGAAAGGGUAUUUAGACUGAGUCUCAUCUACAGUUCUGGUGGACAUCCUGAAAAAAAGUGGGUUUUUUUUAACAUUACUUGGUACUCGGGUUACUACUUUUAUGAUGCAAUCUUAUACACACUUUUCUGGGAGUAAGUCCCAUUGAGUUCAGUUGAUACUUCUGAGUAGAUGUGAAGGAUUGAGCUGAUGAAAAAAAAAUAACUAAAAAGGGGCCUUAAUUAUUUAGUCUACAAUGUGUUUAUUUUCAUUACUACACUGCCCAGUAACUGAAGCUCUCUGGCCAGUUCACAAAAAUUAAAACUAUAAGGUACAGCAUCUCUACCUAUAAAGUGGAAAGUAUGUGUGUUUCACGUAUUUCCCAAAAUAUUUACCUACUUCCACAUAUGGUACUCCCUUAAUGCUGUUCACUCAGACAGGUCUUCAUGUACAUGGAUCAGAAAAAAAUCUAAAAACAUGAAUUUUAGGGUUUUAAGUAUUUUUAAAGAAUUUAAUUUAAAAAAAAACGGGGUUUACGCCUACAACUCCCAACAUGCCUUGGGUGGGAGGCCAGACUUACUGGCCUUUGGUGGCCAUUGUGAUUCCUGAAAGUCAGUCAACCCAAUUCCACAUAAAAGGAAACAACCCACAUAAAAUGGGCUGCAUCCAUUUGUGGUGCCUCCUCCCAACUGCCAUGUGUGGUUUUAAAACCAUAACUAAAUACAAUAGCAUGACUUCAAGGUGGC
Elgaria multicarinata webbii is the source of this 4409-nucleotide messenger RNA. It is a transcript of the gene DCAF4, whose product is annotated as DDB1 and CUL4 associated factor 4. The coding region runs from base 6 to 1580 and encodes 524 amino acids. The record is from RefSeq and is a predicted model, not a curated record. Lineage: Eukaryota; Metazoa; Chordata; Lepidosauria; Squamata; Anguidae. Gene Ontology annotation, molecular function: protein binding. The transcript is spliced from 13 exons. Gene Ontology annotation, cellular component: Cul4-RING E3 ubiquitin ligase complex.